Molecule: messenger RNA, 504 nt
Organism: Dibothriocephalus latus
Lineage: Eukaryota; Metazoa; Platyhelminthes; Cestoda; Diphyllobothriidea; Diphyllobothriidae
Source: the annotation of a GenBank genome assembly
CGAAAUGUCACCAUCAGUGGUGUAUCCUGGCAGGAUCCAAAGGCAAUGCUAAAGUCGUGGAAUGCACACUACGAAAAGGUUUACCGGAGCUGCGUACGCGCCGGACCAGAUCGCUGCAUGGCACUUCAUUACGAGCAGUUGGUCUUGCGACCGCGCGAAUCAAUGCGGAAAGUUCUGCAAUUUCUAAACCUUCCUUGGGAUGAAGUCGUACUCAAUCACGAAAAAAGCGUUGAUGACCUUGUCCUCGUGAAGAAAGAAAAGAGCACAAAUCAAGUUGUCUAUCCCAUUUACACAAACGCUUUAACAGACUGGGCAAAGGACAAAGCGGUGAUGACACCUGAGCUAUUGCGGGAAAUGCAAAGUCUACCUAUGCUCAGGGAGUUUGGCUACAGCGAAGUGGGCAUGCCCCCAAACUAUGGAUUUCCCGAACCAGAAGUCUUGAAAAAGUCUGCAAGUCUGCAGAAGAGUGCGGACUUUAAGAAACUCUUCCACGAGUUAGUGUAG